Indicator indicator is the source of this 2022-nucleotide messenger RNA. It is a transcript of the gene TICAM1, whose product is annotated as TIR domain containing adaptor molecule 1. Gene Ontology annotation, molecular function: protein kinase binding. NCBI's taxonomy places the organism in Eukaryota, Metazoa, Chordata, Aves, Piciformes, Indicatoridae. The coding region runs from base 16 to 2022 and encodes 668 amino acids. The record is from RefSeq and is a predicted model, not a curated record. Gene Ontology annotation, biological process: positive regulation of natural killer cell activation; lipopolysaccharide-mediated signaling pathway; positive regulation of canonical NF-kappaB signal transduction. The transcript has a single exon.
AAAUUACUGCAAGCCAUGGUCCUGCUUACUCUAGGGCAAGAGGUGGAUGCAAGGAUUUGUUUGGAUGCUUUGGGAAACAACCAAGCAGCCCAGUAUGUCCACCAGACCAAACUGGCUGCUUCAGGAGUGCAGGAAAAUGGGGAGGAUUUGCAGCCUCCCCAGCUGGACGCAGGUGCCAUGGAGCUCCUGGCACGGAUCUACUCACUCUUGCUGGAGGAAAAACUCUGCAGUCAGGAAGCCAUGGACAAAGCUUGCCAGGCUGCCACCCAAACCUGCAGUGGCAGCAGGGAGGCUCAGGGGGACAGACCAAACAGCAUGCCAGCUGGGGAGCAGGAGAAGCAUGGCUCUGCUGUCAGUGUGGGCCCAGAUGACACAUUUCAGACACUGAGGUCUGAUGUGGAUGGAGGGUUUCUCAAGACAGCCACUCCAGAACAGAUUGGAGGCAUCUCAGACCCUUCAGGCCCACAGACCUUGUGCUCCUUGGGAAGUCCCUCUUUCUCCAGCCACUUUGAGAUCAGUGCAUCACCAACAGUUGCUUUUCACACCCUACCUUCUUCCCAUGAGUGUGUCCCCAGGCCCAGCCAGACCUGUGAAGGGAGCACCACUGGUGCUGGACAGCCUGAUGGGGACACACACAGCCACAGCCCACAGGAAACAAGCUGGGCCAGCACAUCCAACUCUCAUCCUGGGCAGGAUGCAUGUGCCCAAGGCCCCCAACCAGAGAUGGCUGGUUCAGGUGACCCAAGUCUCCCUACUCCUGAGAUGCAGCUGCCCAUAAUGGGUCCCAUGAACCAGCCUGUGGAAAGCAGUGACGUUUCCAGCACAGUGGCAGCAGAACCUCAAGCACCAGAAGAACAGACAAACAAAAGGGAAGAUGAAAAGCAAUUGUCUACAGGGCUUCCCAACUCAAGAGCUACAGCAGAUACUGGGCCUGCCCACAUGUCCAUGGAGAACUCCUAUGUUCCAGCAGGCAUUCCUUCUAACUCUGCAUCCCCUUCCAUUUUAACCCAUCCCUUUCCUCCUCCUCCUGCCUAUUCCAUCCCCUCAACCCUUCCUCCUCCUUUUCAGGGAGCUCCUUCCAAUUUGUCAUAUUCCUCUCCCCUCCCUUCAUCACCUUCUCCAGCCUGGCCUCCUCCUCUCAAAACAACAGAACCAGUGUCCACAGCACAGCUGGAUGGUGGAGAGAGAAAAUUUUUCACUUUUGUCAUCCUGCAUGCUAGUGAGGAUGAGACUGUUGCCCAUCGGGUCAAGACCCUGCUGGAGCACAUGGGGGUGCCCAAUGGUGCCACACUCUGUGAGGACUUCUCCAUUGCUGGCUGCAGCCACAUGUCUUGCUUCCAGGAUGCUAUGGAAAACUCUGCUUUCAUCAUCCUUCUGCUGACCAAGAACUUCUUAUGCAACCUGUGUAUGUUUCAGACAGACACUGCUCUGAUGGAGUCCAUCCAGAAGCCAUCCAAGCGCCACUCAGUCAUCCCUUUUGUGCCCAAGGAGAACCCCCUGGAGCGGAGUCAGAUUCCCAGCGUGCUCUGUGGGCUGGUCCCCUUGGAUGAGAACUCUCCUAUGUUCUCCAGGAAAGUGCAGAACACCUUUGACUCCAGCAGGAUCAAGGAGAAGAAAGCCAUGUGGGACCAGAUGCAGAGAAAGAAACUGCAGCUCCAGCAGGAAUGGUACCAACCAUGGCAGAGCUUGGCUGCCCUGAGCCUUGGCGCCCAUCCCCAGCAGCCUCUGCCAGCAGCACAGCCACAGCUGCUGAAGCCACCACCCCAACAGUGGUGCCCCCCAACUUCAACUGUCCCUCCCCCUACCUACCCACCUCCCCUCAAUGGUCACCCCACACCUGCUCAGGUGGAUCCUCCUCCUUCCCAACCACUUCAGCUCCCCUCAGGCCACUACAACAUGAUGCCAGGUCCUGGAGGCAUCAUCAUUCAACAUGCUCGAAUGGUUCAGAUUGGGAACCACAACACGAUGCAGGUAGAAACUGUCACACCAGGGCCACAGCACAGUGAGGAGCAGACCAGGUAG